GCACCAAAUCACAGGAGCCAGGUUCACCUGCGGGCCCAGCGGUACACCUGUCGCGCAAUCUCGCCACCCCUGCGCUUCGCCUCGGAUUUAUCUGCCGAUCAAUCAUGUGCCAAUGAUCCCCGCCGAGCCGUAGACUGCAAUCAACUGAUCAAUAAGCAUGAAGAGGGGGCCGCUGAACUUUUUGGGUCGAAAGAACCAAUCUCUGUUCGACACCAAUAUCAAAAUGAAGGACAUGGAUAAUGUGGAGUUGGUGCUGGAGUCCUCUGCAAUCCCUGAGUCAGGGACGGCCAGCGUGCGAGCCAGACCCACAGUCAAGCAUCACUCUUCCUCGUCUGACAGUUUUCAAGGGUUUGCCGUCCCAACACCCAAAGUCCCUCUGCUCCCCCCAGUCAAUGGGCCAAAGAUCAACGGUUCAGCUCUUGGAAGUCACUUGUCCAAUGGAUCUGUUAUAUCUGUGCCUGACAUUGUGGAAGGGGAAAUUUUUGUUCCUCCUCCUCCCUCUACAGCACCUCCUCCCCCUCCUGGCAAUUUCAUCCCUCCACCAGACUUCUUGGGCGAUUUGAACACUCUAGACCCAGCAAUCCUUCAGCCUCCUCCUAUGCCUGCACCAAAACCCACUUCACUAGCACUGUCCAUGGAGGAAGAGGAUUAUUCCUUCCUAAAACCGCCACCAAUGGCUCCACCAAAGCCUCCAUCUACUUGCUCUUCUGGAUCUGCAUCAUCUAUACCCAUUUCUACUCCAUCACCAGCCAUGGUUCCUGAGCAUCCAAGAUUUGCUCCACCACAGCUCCCUACAGAAAAGCAAAACAAGACUCAUAAGAUGCCACCCCCCAAACCCAUUAGAUGGGCUUCCGUGUCCAGCAUUGAUUCCCCACCACAGUCUCCUGCACCACCUCCCCCUGUUCAGACUCCCACAUUGUCCACCUUCAAUCCCCAAAACACAGCAAAGCUGUAUAAUGCUCCUAAGACCUCAAUUCUUGGUGGGUAUGAGGAUCGCGACACAAAACGUAAGCAGAUGUUGGUUCUGGAAGACUCUGGGUCUGUUAACUCUGCGCCGGUGCUCAUCCAGGUGGAUGGGAAAGCCUCUAACAUGUCUACACCAACUAAACCAGUGUCCAAAGAUGUACAGGAGAUAAAGGCUAACUUACAAAUCACCCAGCCUCCUCAGGUAACUGUACCUGAGAUUAAAAAGGAGGCUAAAACAGAGACGGUUUCGGUACCGCCAGAAAUACCCAAACCAGUCCGGUCUCAACCUCAGAAGUCUCCUCAGCUUAUUGCUCAGGUGAAUUCAGAGCCCAUCAAGAACAAAACUGAUGAAUCUACAAGUGCCGGCCACAGAUUCAGUCCGUUAUUGGAUCGUAAACUACGCAGCCUGAAGACUAGUGAAACCAGUGGGGCAAGAGACGGACAUGCAGCCUCUCCGCUGGCUCUUUUAAUGGCAGCAAAGGAAAGAGACAGACACAGAUCGACUCAUCACUCCCUGUCACCGGAAGACAGUGCCAAGAAGAAUGAGCCGGUGAGUGCAAGCAUCCACCCGAGUGACACAAGUCCCAAUUCCUUUGUUGUAAUCCCGAGGUCAGGUUCAUCAUCUUCUCAGACAUCCACAGAAGAAAAGCUACAGGCGAGCCUGAAACCUGCUAGUUCUUUGGAAAAUACACAAACUGUUCAGUCUCCAGAGAAAUCCAGAAGUCCUGCAGUGAUAAAGGAACAGCCACCAUUUACCAAUCCAGCUCUCAGUAGGAUCACAGCAGCUGCAUCUCCAACAAUGAGCAACCUGACUGAGCAGAAACAAAAUUCACAACAAAGUCUCUCAAAGUCCAGGGGUGUACAGCCUGAGGACAAUAAAGAGGAGUUAAAUUUGCCAUUACUCCCUCCACCGCCAGAGUUCGACGAUUUAGAUAACUUUAUGGAGCCGCCGCCGUCCAUCCUUCCUCCUGACCCUCCUAGGAAAAAGGCCCCAACACCAACUGUGAGCCUUCUCACUCCAGCUCCCGUUCCAUCUCCUCCUCCAAAUCCUCCAAAUCCUCCAAAACCUCCACCCCCAGCACCUCCCAAACUCCCACCUCCUGACUUCCAUGUCAAACCAAAGCCACAAGUCCAAAUAAAACCCAAGCCUGCCCCCACUCAGCUACCAGCCAACCUCACACCCAGUCAGUCCACUCUUCUGAGCAUCUUACAAAAGAAGAUGCUGGAAAUGGACCACAAAAUGGGUCCAGUGAAGGACACAGAGCCUGGUUCUGAUGACUGGGGCUCCCCUUUGUCUGAUGAGGACGGUAAAAUCCCUGUUGUACCCAAAGCCAAACCGCAAACCAAAAGUUUCCCUGUUGUCAACAAGGCUGCAACCUUAGACAUGAGGGAGUUGGAGAAUAAAGUGGCCAGAAAAUAUCAGGACACCUCACCAAUCAAAGCUCCUACUAGCAACGGACCACAGUCAAAACAUCAGUAUGGCAUGACUUUCACAGUUCGGCCUGGAACCAAACAGCCCAUUACUCUUGUUAGUAAAGGGGAACCGUAGUUCUGUGGAAAUUGAACAAAUCUGUUGUAUAAAGCGCACAUUGAUUGUAUUUUUUAAAAUAUACAUUAGCAGGAAUUUGAAUGGCAGGGUAAAGGCACUUUGAAUAAAUCAGUUACACAAAUAUGGAAAAAAUGUCUCAUAAGAAAGAUUUGCUCAGUUAUGAAUUAUUGAGUGCACUCUGUCAAAGCAUUCUCUUUUACAUUUUUAUAUAUUGUAUACAUUUUUUAAGUAUCACAAACAGGUGGACUAUUUUUGAAGAUUUUUUUUUGCUGCUGCUGCUACUUUUUUCAGCGUAGAACUAUAUGUUGCACAUGUUGCCUUUCAACCACGGCUUUUAAUCAGUCUUAAUUCCACUUGGGUAAUGUAGAACAUAAAGUUUUGAUUGUAAAAUACAAGAUAUUUGUUGUUUUUCAUGUUAUUUCACUGUUACAUGUACAUGAUGUAGGUCGACUGGAGCGAAUCCAAGUUAAUCAGAUGAGUACUCAAGUCUGUUUCUCAUAUUUAUUGAUCUAAAAAGUGUCAGUAUAUAAGUUAAUUUACUCCAGUAAAAUGUGUUAGUAUAGUUGCAUUUUGUUAUUAAUGUACAUAUCUUCAAAUAAAUUUUUGAUUGAUUGAUUUUGAUACAUAUGUUUGUACAAAAUUAAAAUCGAAGUUGGACAUUGUAAUAUGUAGUUGUAUGUACACGUUAAGGUUAUAUAUUCAUCAAACUGACUUCCAUGUUCAUUCACAGCAAAUGCUGUCCAACAACUCACCGUCCGGAAAAUAAAACCAACCAGUUACUGGA
Molecule: messenger RNA, 3299 nt
Organism: Amphiprion ocellaris (clown anemonefish)
Lineage: Eukaryota; Metazoa; Chordata; Actinopteri; Pomacentridae
Exons: 5
Coding region: 158-2515 (785 amino acids)
Source: RefSeq, a predicted model, not a curated record